This is a messenger RNA of Paramecium sonneborni, 1280 nucleotides long. The record is from the annotation of a GenBank genome assembly. Lineage: Eukaryota; Ciliophora; Oligohymenophorea; Peniculida; Parameciidae.
AUGGACUUCUAAUUGCCGAAAAGGUAUGGGCUCAAUAAACCUACUUUUAAAGUGAUGUACAGUAUUAGCUAAUUAGGGCUGGCUAGCAUUUUGCUAAAUUUGAUUCCUCACUCAAACAACUGAAAAAUUUGAAUACAUUCAUUGAUCUCUCUAAACCUAUUUAAGAACUUAAUUAUAUAGAGCAUAGGAAAGUUCGUCAGAUUAUGUAGCAUCUAAAAUUUCAAGCAUAGAGUCGAAAAUUCAUCAACCACUAGGAUGAAUAGAUUGCUGCCAUCAGUUAAUAAUUGGAAAUAGAAUUGGAGAAUUUAGCUAAAGAAGAUUGUCCAACGCCCUAAGUUGAUUUAGUCAAACUUAAAUUUCCAUCAUAAUUGCAAAAUAAAUUUGUACAUGAAUCUGCAGCUACUCUUGAAACUCAUUACAAUUUGCAUCGAAUAAAGGAAAAAAUGAAUUAUCGUAACAUAACCUUAACUGAGAGUGAUCUUCUAAACAAAAUUACUUAAAUUAACUUUCAAACCUCAAGAAAUUGUGACACUAAAGAAUUUUAUCAUAAUUUUAAUACUUCUCAUAAAAGAGGAAAAAAAGAACCAUAACUAAGCCUUGAUGAAAAAUACUAGAUUCUAAAGGAAUAUUUAAAAGAAAGAGGUAUAGAGAUGGGAAGGAAAGAAAGUAUUCCAAAUGAAGGAUACUUGUAAUUCUAUCAUGAAGCCACCAACAGAUUAAUAAAAUAAACAAAAGAAUAGUAACUUUUAAAGUUUAGAAAGAGUAUCACUUUAAAGACUGCUCCUGAUAAUUAGGAUCAUUCUCCUCAUAAAAAGAUGAGUGUAACAAAAGUAAUUACACUACCAACAACUGUAGGUACUACUACUCCUGCAAUAAAUGGAAUAAGUCCAAAUAAUUUAACUGUACUUUAACAAUCCUUAUUAAAAUUGAAUACAGGAAACAAUAGUUCUCCUAUUUUAAUUUCUCAUAGACAUAGAACAGAAAAGGAGAAGUCACCCGAAAAGACAUAUUCUGAAAAAUGGUAGGAUUUCUAGAAUAAGGCAGAAGCUUUACAAAGUUAUUAUCUUCAUGAAGGAAAGGAGUGUUUAUAAACAUUGGAUGAUUUAGAAAACACUAUAGAAAAACCUUACUUAAGGCAUUUUAAUUAAAUAAUUAAAGUAGAACAGGAGUAAGGAAAUCUGGAAGAACAAUAAAAAUAGAACAAAAUAAUGAGAAAGAGGAAACAAAAUUUACCUAAAAAAAUUAGAAUGCAAAAGAUAUUCAAAUCUGAAUUAUAGUGA